Molecule: messenger RNA, 3072 nt
Organism: Elaeis guineensis (African oil palm)
Lineage: Eukaryota; Viridiplantae; Streptophyta; Magnoliopsida; Arecales; Arecaceae
Product: MA3 DOMAIN-CONTAINING TRANSLATION REGULATORY FACTOR 2
Biological process (GO): negative regulation of DNA-templated transcription
Source: RefSeq, a predicted model, not a curated record
UUGUCGCACCUAGCCGCGCCUCUAUUGGUCUCUCUCGCUAGCACUUCCUCCCUCCGUUUUCCAUUCCUUCAAUCCUUUCUCUUCUCUCAUCUAAGAUCAGCGCUCGUCUCUCGUCGACGCUUCCAGUGAAGCAGUGUAUCUGUCAGAGGCACAUUAAGUUUGAUAGAAUUCCCUGUUGCCUAAUAGAUUACAAGCAUCAAGAAUGCAAUAAUGAAUAAAGAAAGUUUUAAGUGAUUAAUUUGAAAGGCAUGGUGGAUCUAGGGAACUUGUUCUUAUGGAAACUGCAAAGCUUCUUAGUCAUGUCUGCAUUCCUUAGGUGCUGCAAAAGAGUGAUACUAUGCAUGGCCUGUUUGAACCAAUGAACUGGUAGCCUAGUUUGCUGUCUGCAAGAUGGAGUUCAGUGAUGGUUUUGUAUCCGAAGAGCAUAGAGAAAUGCUUAAAUCUGCUGCUGAGAGCAUAGAUCCAAUAUCUGUUUCACCCAUUGAAGUUACAUCACCAAGAUCCCCCAAAACACCGCGUGGCAAGAGUAACUCCAACAAAUGGAGUCCAGUUGAGCAUAGUAGGCAUUCACAGUCAGGAAGAGAUGGUCACCCCAACAAACUAGAUCCAAUAUGUGUUUCACCUGUUGAAGUUACAUCACCAAGGUCCCCUAGAACGCCACGUGACAAGAGUAAUUCCAACAAAGGGAGUCCAGUUAAGCAUAGUAGGCAUUCACACUCAGGAAGAGAUGGUCGCCCUAAAAAGGGUGGCUCUGGUGGUAAAGGCACAUGGGGAGGACUACUUGCUAGCGAAGGUGGUUAUUAUCUUGACCCCAAUGAUCCAAACUAUGAUAGCAGUGAGGAAAAUUACCCAAUAACACCUAGUAAAACAUCAGCAGAUCUUGAAGAGUUUAAAAAAAAAGCCACAGUGAUAGUAGAAGAAUACUUUGCUACUGAUGAUAUCAUGUCAACUGCAAAUGAACUAAGAGAUCUAGGCUGUCCAUCUUUCCAUUACUAUUUUGUGAAGAAGCUGGUUUCUAUAGCCAUGGACAGGCAUGACAAGGAGAAAGAAAUGGCUGCAGUGCUGUUAUCAGCUCUCUAUGCUGAAAUCAUCAAUCCACCACAAGUAUAUAAAGGCUUUUGUAAACUAGUUGAAUCUUCAGAUGACUUAUCUGUGGAUAUACCAGAUGCUGUAGAUGUCCUGGCUGUGUUCAUUGCUCGAGCUGUGGUUGAUGACAUUCUUCCUCCAGCAUUUUUGACAAAACAGAUGGCUUCCUUGCCAAAAGAUUCAAAAGGAAUUGAGGUUAUAAGGAGAGCUGAAAAGAGCUACUUAUCAGCACCACUCCAUGCAGAGACUAUAUUACGGAGAUGGGGUGGUAGCAAGAGCACAACAGUGGAGGAAGUGAAGAAUAAGAUAAACAAUCUGCUGAUUGAGUAUAUUGCAAGUGGUGACAAGGCAGAGGCUUGUAGGUGCAUCAAGGAUUUGAAAGUUCCUUUCUUCCACCAUGAAAUAGUUAAACGGGUGUUGAUACUAGCCAUGGAAAGACAAACAGCUGAAGCCCUCAUUUUAGAUUUUCUGAAAGUAGCUUCUGAAGAAGGGUUGAUAAAUGCAAGCCAGAUAUCUAAAGGAUUCAACCGGUUGAUCGACACCAUCGAUGACUUAUCUCUAGACAUCCCAAAUGCAAGGGACCUCUUACAAUCUUUGAUAUCUAAGGCUGCAUCGGAAGGCUGGUUGUGUGCUUCCUCCCUGAAAUCACUUUACUUUAGACGUGAAAAACAAGUGGAAGACAGUACAAUUAAGCUUUUUAAGACAAAGGCCACAUCUAUCAUUCAGGAAUAUUUCUUGACAGGUGAUAUCAUAGAAGUUACUAAUAGUUUAGAAUCAGAAAAUCUCUCUUCCUCCACCCCAUUAAAUGCUAUUUUUAUCAAGAAGCUAAUAACUUUAGCAAUGGACAGGAAGAAUAGGGAGAAAGAAAUGGCUUCCGUUUUGCUGUCAUCUUUGUGUUUUCCAGCAGAAGAUAUUGUCACAGGCUUCGUGAUGUUGAUAGAGUCUGCUGAAGAUACAGCAUUGGAUAUUCCAGCCAUUGUUGAGGAUUUAGCUAUGUUUCUAGCCAGGACAGUGGUGGAUGAAGUACUGGCCCCAUUACACUUGGAUGAAAUUGGAAAUCAAUGUGAAGGGCAGGAUUCAAUUGGCAGCAAAGUGCUUCAGCUGGCCCGCUCAUUGCUCGGGGCUCGCCUUUCUGGCGAAAGGAUCCUUCGGUGUUGGGGUGGAGGUGGUAGCAACAAGACCGGAUGGGAGAUUGAUGAUGUCAAGGACAAGAUUGGGAAGUUGUUGGAGGAGUAUGAUUCUGGUGGGGAUUUAAGAGAAGCUUGUCGCUGCAUAAAGGAACUUGGAAUGCCAUUCUUCCACCAUGAGGUUGUUAAGAAAGCACUGGUGACUGUUAUGGAGAAAAAGAAUGAGAGGUUAUGGGGCUUGUUAGAAGAGUGUUACUCUGUAGGUCUUAUAACACCAAAUCAAAUGAUGAAAGGUUUCGGGAGAGUAGCAGACAGUGUUGAUGAUUUGGUGCUGGACGUGCCAGACGUGGAGAAACAGUUUGCUGUUUAUGUUGAACGAGCAAAGAAGGAAGGGUGGUUGGAUCCUUCUUUUUCCGCUGGUAAAUCAGGAUGUGCGGUUGAGAAUGGCUUUUGCUCUUAAGAAGCUGGGAGGUGGCAAUUGUGUCUGAUCACGCAAAAACUGCAGAUCCUUUGUCCAUUGUUCGGCAUCUCUCAGAUCAUAUCUUCUAUGGUGACCUAUUACUGCUCUCGUUCUUUCACAUGCAUAGAUGUUGCUGAAGCUGGCAGGACUCAUAUCCAUAAACUUUUUAAAUGAUAUGCCACUGAGGCCAGCUAAGAAUUGCGGGGAUGGGGAGGAUCUCCUAUUUGAAAUUUACUUUGUUGAAUAAGGAGACUAGAAAGGCAGAUCAGAUAUUUGUACUCUUUAUUCAAAAUCUUUUCCUUAUUCCUUUGUAAUAAUAUGACUUUUCUGUAUUCUCUUUCUGAUCUAUAUUUCUAAUGGUAGUAGCUGGUUUUAUUGUUUGCCUCAUAACUUUGAGCA